This is a messenger RNA of Trichobilharzia regenti, 2286 nucleotides long. The record is from the annotation of a GenBank genome assembly. NCBI's taxonomy places the organism in Eukaryota, Metazoa, Platyhelminthes, Trematoda, Strigeidida, Schistosomatidae.
AUGCGGUUAUAUAUUUGGGAAACCGGAUCCAUUGCAGAAGGCUUACGAAGCUAUGAAGAAUUCCAACCAUUCAUUUUUGAACAGUAUGCUGGUAAGCCUCACAUAAUGUUUGAUAGUUUCAAUAAGGCAGUGGAUACUUACUAUUCAAAACUGGAAAGUCAGCGAACAUCAGAACAAAUCUUACGAAAUGAGCAGAAAGCCAACAAAAAAGUAGAAAAUAUUAAAAAGGACCAAGAACGUCGUUUGAUGGCAUUAAAAACUGAACAAGAAGCAAACAUGCAUUACGCCUAUUUACUAGAAGCUAAUCACCAGCUGGUGGACAACAUAAUUAUCAUGCUCAAUCAUGCAUUAUACAAUCAAUUAGAUUGGACAGAAUUGGAAUCAAUAGUUGAAGAGGCAAAACAACGUGGUGAUCCGUUGGCAUGGCGUAUUGUUGAAUUAAAACUAUUAUCAAAUCAAGCUGUUAUACUUUUAAAAGAUCCAUUUGAAGUGUCUAGUGAUGGUGAAAACACUGUCGAUUCAAGUAAAACGGAUUACACACAAGUAACUAUAGAUCUCGAUUUGAAUGCUCUUAAUAAUGCUCGAAAAUAUUAUAAUAAAAAGCGGGUUGCCAGUAAAAAAGAAGAAAAAACUAUCAAUGCUUCACGCAAAGUUUUAAAGUCAGCCACACAUAAAGCUGAAAUAACUAGAAAGACUGCCAAAACCGUUGCACAAAUUACAGAAGUUCGUAAACCUAUGUGGUUUGAAAAAUUCUUUUGGUUCAUCAGUUCUGAAAAUUAUUUAAUUGUUUCUGGUCGUGAUUCACAACAAAAUGAAGUGUUGGUGAAGCGGUACUUAAAAUCUGGUGAUAUAUUUGUUCAUGCAGAUAUACACGGCGCUAGUACUGUCAUAGUGAAAGCUCGACAUCUUACCUCUGAAGAAAUAAGUUCUUCAAGAUAUCAAGAUAAUACAAUAGAUAAAACUAACAGUUUACCACUACCUCCACCAAAAACGUUAUUAGAAGCAGGUAAUAUGGCUGUAGUACUGAGUUCUGCAUGGACAAGUCAUGUUCUAACAAGAGCUUGGUGGGUUCAUCAUCAUCAGGUGUCAAAAACAGCUCCCAGUGGUGAAUACUUGACAACCGGUGCAUUUAUGAUACGUGGCAAGAAAAACUAUUUGCCACCAUGUCCUUUUGAUUAUGGAUUCGGUAUAAUGUUCAAGUUACAUGAAGAUUCUAUAGCUAAGCAUAAAGGGGAGCGUCGUAUUAUCGUUUUGGAUACACCAUCUUCAGAACAACUGGAAGAUAAAAUGGAGAGAUUAACUUUGCAUAAUGAUGAAGAGAAUUCAGAAUUUCCAAAUACUAUUCUUCAGUUAGAUUUAGCAAAUGAUCUGUCCAAACCCUUAGAUUCCCUCAGUCCUAAAGGUGGUGAUGAAUCUGAAAUCCUACCAGAAGUCCUGCCGAAAAAGGUGAAAAUAAACAGUCAGAAGGUAGAUAAAUCAAAGUCAUGCAAGAAAACCAACAAAGUAGCCAAUGUAGAUAAGGAAGUUGUAAAAGAAAAUGAGAAAUCCCAUGAAACUCAAGUACCAUUAUUGAAACAACAACCUUUAAAACGUGGUCUGAAAUCUAAACUUAAAAAAAUCAAACAAAAAUAUAGCGAACAAGAUGAGGAUGAGAGAUUACUUUGUAUGAAGAUUCUUCAAGGAGGUGACGCUAAACCCAGUCAAUACCAUCAAAUCCUCGAACGGGAUAAUCUUUCAAGUCAAAAUGAAGAAGAGAAAUCCACUCCCGAUAACGAAACAAUAUGUGGUCAGGAUAGUGAUGACGAUGACGAAAAAAAGGAUGAGUUGUGUGUCGAUGACGAAGCUGAACCAUUAAAUUCUCCAACAAAUCCAGAUGAUAAUCAUUCAAUUAAAUCAAAUGAUGAAAAAAGCUUACAAGACUUGGAAAUUGAAGAUGCAAUCGAUAAUGAAGAAUUCUCAGAUGAAACUAAAGAAGAUGAUUUAAUCCAAAUGUUGAAUUCACUAACUGGUCAACCAUAUGAAGAUGAUUUAUUGUUAUAUGCUAUUCCAGUCUGUGGUCCUUAUUCAGCCAUGUUGAAGUAUAAAUACAGAGUGAAACUGAACCCAGGAAUUACAAAAAGAGGAAAAGCUUCUAAAAUGGCGAUGUUUCAAUUCACGUCGGAUAAGUCUGCAACAAACAGAGAACGAGAAUUGAUGCGAGCAAUGAAAGAUGAGGAAGUUCCAAGAAAUUUCCCUGGUUGUGUGAAAAUUACGCUACCUCAAGGGAAAACUUUGAAGAAAAAAUAG